UUUAAUUGUGAUAUCAAAAGGAAAAUUCCAUUGUAGAAGCUUUAAAGUAAUUGAAGAAGAAUUUAAAAAGUUAUUAAAUAUAUAAAUAAUAAUUUUUAUUGUUUUUGUGUGAGAUGUGAUAGAUUGGAGCAAAUUUAUAUUUAACAGUUAUCGUAUCAACGCUCGUGUUCAGGUGAAGCGUAUCAAAUUGAAUAGAAUAGGUUUGCAAACAACCGCGAUAAUUAUUGAAAUAUAUUUCUUCAGAUUGCUCUAGAGAACUCGAUCCACUGUAUCACACGUAUUGAUUCGCCAAUCUUUUUUAAUUAAUAUCUCAAUUGUCAUCAAGUUAUUUGCGAACUGCUAGAAUACUUUUUUGUCAAGUUUGAUGAACUCCACUUACGCAUAAGUGUUGACACGUCUUGUAUCAGACAUCUUAUACAUUAGAAAGAGGUAUACUUCUUUGCUCCUUUCUCUCUCUUUCAAAAUUUGUCGUCUUAGAUACGUGACUAUAGUGACUAUAGUGCCUAUUGGCAAAAUCCGACCCUGAUUGAAAGCCAUAUUUUGUGAAGACUGUGGAAUACGGAUAGUUGAUAUCAUUCUUUGUAAACGACUGCGACAGUUCAAAAACGAUUUGGAGACUGCAAAAAUUGUUUAGUAUUCGUCAAGGCUGAAAUUACGUCAAGGCUGAAAUUACGUCGAAACGAAGAGUAUUGAUGAUAACGCAUUAAAGAAUAGAUAAGAUUACGUAUGAGCGGUGAUUGCAGACAAAUGUGAUUAUAAUCGACAUUUCCCGCGAAAAAAGAAACUUUUAAGCGAGAAAGAUAAGAAUGAUUUGUUAGGACUAACUAAUCUUGAAUAUCUGUCGAGAUCGAAAGCGACGCUUCGUGGAGUUCGCUGUUUUUUCCCUUCAUACUAUUACACUUGAUUAGUUUUUACUCAGCAUUUAUCCUUUUUUUCUCACGCUACGUAAGAACUAUUAGUUUAUCCGUCAUUGAUUGCAUAUAUGGUUGCAUAGCAAAUAUAUUGUAAUCUUAAUGGUAGUGGGUUUUACAAUUGAACUAUUACUUAACGCUGUUAGAACACCAUGUUAUAAGAAUAUUAAUAGGGAAUCAGUGUUGUAUGAUCGACAUUGCUACACCGAAAAUCGAAAUGGGGAGUUGUAAUCUGUGAGCUGAGAUGUUGGAGAGUCGCGGUGCGUCGUUGAAAGAUUCCUUUCGCUAAAUUCGAUUUUGUCGACAAGAAAAAAUUCUGUGAUAAGUUGACUAAUUCUCUCGUAUUUGGACGUUAAAUGGACAUUCACCGAGGCCUUAGUUGUAUGUGACCCCGUUUACGGUGUUUCAUUGUAGUUUAUUAUAAUUUUAUUAUAAUUACUACAUAUUGCGCGAUAUAUAAUAAAAUUAUAAUUAAUAUGUACGGUUUGAUAAUGCUUUAUGACCUUUCUUAUUAGUCAGCGUCUUAUAAAUAAAAAUAGCUUGUGAGGGAACGGCUACGUUGCUUGAAGACAUGAUGAAGAUAUGAUCACGAAGACAUAAUCAUGAAGACGUUGGAAGAUCGCUGAACUGAAGAGGGAUACACACAUACAAAUGCGAAAAGUGAAAUAUGAUGCAAGAUAUUGAGAAUCUAUGAUAAUUAAUUGCUAACUUACACCAGGCAGUAUCUUUCUUUAUUACACACUGAGGAAAAUAGCUGUUGGUUCGAUAAAAUUGACGAUUAUUCUCAUUAAAAAAAAUAUUGUGUCCGCUGAACAAAUUAUACAGAUGCUAUAAUGAGUUAUCAAUUAAUUGGACGAUUGUGAUUUAGUCAUCAACGUUGCGUUAUUGCAACAAUACGUUGCGUUGAGUUACUGAUCAAAUUGCAAUCGUCGAAUCAAUUGAUAACUUAUCACAGCAUCUUUAUGACUUAUUCAGUGGAGAUAAACGUUGUGUUUGAAAAAAUUUAGUUUGUUUAAGCAAAAUUUCGAUCAUUUUUCUCAGAGCAAUUACACGAUUAUUAUGGAUUCUCGUAUCUCAAUAUCACAAACUGAUUUUAUUUUCGAUAUUGACCUACACUUUUACGGAUUCAUUGAAUCUUUUUAAGCAAAAUGUUUAAGAAUUUUCUAAGCUUGCUAAACGCGUCCUAUUUUUCUGCAAACUCUAUCAAGACUAACAGUUAUCAGUCACGUUACUUCUCUUAAGUCUGAGUGAUUUUUCUUUUUUCUCAUUUAUCUUUUUUGAAUGGAAUUCAUCCACGUAUGGAAGGCAAAAAGUGAGUCGAAGACAAGAGCCGUUCCGCGAAAAUAUUACAUCGCGAAGAUCACGAGUGGAUUGAAUUCUUGCCGAUUGGCCACGUCGAGUACACAUUAAUCAUGCUACGAAAUUUGCUUUCAGGUCGAACAGAGCGGUCGCAGCCGAGAAGUAUGCUCACACACAUUUUUCGGAAGCCGUAUCCCUGUUCGAAGUGCAACAGAUCCUACACUAACAAGAGCACCUUGAACCGUCACCUGCGCGAAGAAUGCGGCAAGUUGCCGCAGUACAUGUGCCGCUACUGUCACAAGGCGUUCCAUCAGCGAUCUAACUUCCAGCGACACGUGUGGACGGAUGGCGGCUCGGCGAUGCGGGAAAACGUGGCAGCGCAAUCAGCUCCCACCAGUGUGACGCCUGCGGCAAGAUCUACUCGUGGAGGUCGUCUUAUCAGCGGCACCUGCGCGAGGAGUGCGGCAAAGAGCCGAAGGCCACGUGCCGGUACUGUGGAAAGCAGUAUCGCUGGCGUGACUCUCUCAACAAACACCUGAAGAACGAGUGCGGUCGCGUAAAGCGCGCGGCUGCGUUGCUGCGUACGCAGCAGGACGUCCCGUCGGACGUGCAGGACGCAUUUCCGGAGGAAAUGUUG
Messenger RNA from Dinoponera quadriceps, 2847 nucleotides. Its product is annotated as zinc finger protein 354C-like. Lineage: Eukaryota; Metazoa; Arthropoda; Insecta; Hymenoptera; Formicidae. The transcript has 2 exons. Gene Ontology annotation, molecular function: DNA-binding transcription factor activity; RNA polymerase II cis-regulatory region sequence-specific DNA binding. The record is from RefSeq and is a predicted model, not a curated record. Bases 2324 to 2749 code for a protein of 141 amino acids. Gene Ontology annotation, biological process: regulation of transcription by RNA polymerase II.